This is a messenger RNA of Aedes albopictus (Asian tiger mosquito), 7574 nucleotides long. RefSeq lists its product as uncharacterized. NCBI's taxonomy places the organism in Eukaryota, Metazoa, Arthropoda, Insecta, Diptera, Culicidae. The transcript has a single exon. Gene Ontology annotation, molecular function: protein binding. The coding region runs from base 25 to 5151 and encodes 1708 amino acids. The record is from RefSeq and is a predicted model, not a curated record. Gene Ontology annotation, cellular component: ciliary inversin compartment. Gene Ontology annotation, biological process: protein localization to ciliary inversin compartment.
UCAAGAAAAGAUUCUUCCCUUCCUAUGACGUUCACAUGGAGUGGAAGUCGCAGCAGUCAUGGCAUCGAUUAUGAGAAAGAUCUUGCUCUCACGCUGUUCGUUGCUGCAUCCUUAGAGGAGCGUACUUUCCGCCUCGCAACGGAGAUGAAUGUGGCCGGAAAGUUUGAUGACGCUGUUCUGAUAUUGGACGAUCGGAAAGAAGUAUGGUUCUUUCAAGCCAAGCAUAGUCAGACAUUGAAUGGCAAAAUUGAAUUUCAAGAGUUUUUUCCUCUGAGUCUUGAUGAGAACACUCAAUUUUCCCUACCAAUGUACAUUCAGUCGUUCCUGAAUGUUUCACAACGAAGUGAGUUUAAAAAUUACAAAAAACGAUUUAUCAUCUACAGUAAUAAAUCAAUUAAUGAAAAUACUAGAGAUAAGCUAGGAGAGCUCGUUGACAUACAAAACUGUGCUCUAAAUGACUCAUUGGAGAAGAAAGUGUUUAUCAGAAGUAGUGAGAAAUUUGAACCAAAAGCAGAGAAAAUACCGGACUUACUGAACAAAAUAACCGAAUUACCUGUUGCCAUAAAGGAUGCUAUUAUUGAGCUUCAGAAGACAGGAACAGUAAAAGGUAUCUUGCGUAAAUACACCACUCCUCUACGAUCCAUAUUGGAAAUAGACGGCACCGUCCGUUUUUCAGAAACAUUUACAGAAAAUGACGAUGAUAUCAAUCAACAAUGGCUAUGGAACGAACUUCAAACAUAUUUUACUAGUAAACGCCUAUCAGACGUGGAAUUUCAUAAAAAGAUUGACAAACGCAUGUUGCAAAAUAAAUCCGGAGAAACAAGUUUUCCACGGUUUAUCAAAGAGUCCGAUUUAAGAAGUUUUUUUGAUUGCCUUGUCAUAUGUACCGAUCAACCUGACAAACUUUUCCGGUUGAGAGACAGUAUUAUAGCAUCGGCUGUAGGGGACUGGAUUCAUGAGAAAGACCGUGGCUUGUUUAGUGAUAGAACCAAAUUCCAUGGCAUAUUUGAAAAGGAAUUUGAUAUUUGGUACAUGGUUACAAACAUGGAUGGAAAUCAGAAACCUUUUUUGAACAGUAACGAAGGAAACAAGUGUGUUCAUAUGGCUAAAGCAGAAGUACGCAGAACUUUACAAAAUUUUACAGAAGCAGAUUUCAGUAGCUAUGUUGAACGUAAGCUUAUUUUGCAAAAUGGUCAGAUACUUACAGAAGGUGGAUUUGUUUCAAUUCUGGAGCAAUCGUCUGGUCGGAAUGAUUAUUAUGUACUGGUAGGUGAACCAGGCGUGGGAAAAACAACUUUCAUGAAAAAACUCGCACAUUCAUUACAAACUGACUUCAACAAACACGUGUAUCUAAUUUGGUUAAGUAGAUUGUUCAAAAAAUACGAAGCAGAAAACGAUAUUCUUACACUUAUCAAAUCCACCAUUUCAAAGUCGAUCCAACGGAUAAUUCAAAGGAGUUUGGAAAGUUGUCCACAACAAUGUUACAUUCUACUUGAUGGUUUCGAUGAGAUUGAUAAUUCGUACCAAGGUUCAGCUAUCAAGCUUGUCAAAGAAGCGUUCUACAAAAAUAAUAUUCGGGUUUUCAUUAGUAGUAGAAAUCAUUUUAAAGAAAUACUCGAGAAAGACUUGCAUGCUAAGGCAUUGAAUCUUGUUCCGUUAGUUGAGGAAGAGCAACUUCUGUUCUUGAAAAACUACUGGGAUAUCAGCUCGGGAAUCAAUGAGAUGGAUUUUGAUCGAUUUCAAAGAUUUGCAAAACACGUGCUUAAGGCUUUACAUGACAACAUUCAUUCUGCUCAUUUCCGCUUUACUGGCAUCCCUUUGAUGAUUCGAAUGCUAGCUGAAGUCUACAACAAAAAAUUUGAGGAAUACUGGAAAUCGUCGAACGCAAAUGUUACCGAAAUAUUAGAUUCAAAAACCAGAUUCAGUGUGUUGCAUUUAUACGAAAACGUCGUUAACAAAUCGUUUAAUAUAUUCGUGAAGAAAAUAAAUAAUGAAGAAGGUUAUGCAACAGUUGAUUCGAAAAUUUUGAAAUUUUUCAAAAACAAUUUGGAAAAAUUCUAUCGUGCGCACGAGUUCAUUGCUAUUAAUCAAAUUAACAUUCCUCAAUUACGAAAUUCAUUAAGCUAUGACGAUUCUGUAACAAUUCUGGAAAACAUGCUACAAAUCCUGGACAAUGGAGAAAAGUCGUUAUUAAUCAAUAUUUCGAACAAGAAUCAGUUAGAGUUCACUCACUUGUCGUUUGCUGAAUAUUUCCAUUCCAAAUUUUUGUAUGAACGUGUGUCAGAAUGUGAAACGAUUCUGUUCGAAGUUUUGAAAAAAUAUGAAGUAGUUCGAACCUUUUUCUUUUCGAUGGUUGAGGAAAAUUGGGAGAAGAGUUCGUUGCAAAUGAACACAAUCAACAGAAUUUGUCACAAUAACCCUGAAAUAAUGUACUUAGCCUGUUCGGGUGGCUACGAAUCUAUUUUGAAAGAGCUCCUGGGCCACCAUCAAGCUAGAGUAUUAUUCUGGUCAUUCAAAAGUAGAACACUCCUGCAUGCGGCUGUUGAGUCAAAGAGAGAAAAUAUACUAAAAUUAAUUCUUUGUGAACAUCGUUUUGGCUAUUGUACUCCUCAUGCAGCAAACAAUAACACAAUGAAUACAUAUGAAACUAAAAUCAACAUAAAUACUCCAGAUUCAUGGGGAGCUUUAGCUAUUCAUAUUGCUGUAUCUGAUCGAAAUAAACCAUUUGUUGAAAUGCUUGCGCAACAUGGUGCCAACAUUAAUGCUCAAGGCUUUGGGGGAGAUACUCCUCUACAUUAUGCUGCCCAAAAGGGUGAUUGGGAAAUGAUCGAAAUGUUAACAAUUAAAUAUGAAGCAAACCUAAAUAUUCGUGGUGAUAAAGGACGAACUGUUCUGCACAUUGCGGCCUCAACAAGCGACUUAAGUAUUGUAAAGAUGAUGAUUGAAAAGUUUUCAUGUGACAUCAAUGUGAAAGAUCAAAGGGGUAAUACUUCGCUUCACUAUGCUGUAAUGCAUAGUACGUGGGAAAUGGUCAAGAUGUUAAUUGAUGAAUAUAAUAUUGACUACAACCUUGCCAACGAAGAUGGGCAAACUCUUAUCCAUUUGGCUGCUCAAAGAGGUAAUAUAGACAUUGUAAAGAUGCUUAUAGAUGACUAUGUGACUGAUGUCAAUAAGCAAGAUAACGAUGGAAAUACUCCUAUCCUUCUUGCUGCCCAUUUGCGUAAGUGGGAAAUGGUCAAUAUGAUGAUAGACAAAUAUUCAGUAGACUACAAAAUUGCCAACAAAUUUGGAAGAAGUCUCAUUCAUUUGAUGGUUGAAUCCCGUAGUAAGGAAAUUGUAAAGACUUUUAUCGAUAACUAUUCCGUUGAUAUCAAUGCACAAGACAACGAUGGGAAUACUCUUCUCCUUUUUGCUGCCAAAUAUGGCAAGUGGGAAAUGGUCAAGAUGCUGAUUGGCAACGAUUUCAAAUAUUCAGACUACAAAAUAUCCAAUAAAAACGGACAAACUCUUAUCCAUUUGGCGGUUAAAGGAGGUAAUAUGGAAAUUGUAAAGAUGCUUGUAGAUGGCUAUGAGGCUGGUGUCAAUGAGCAAGAUAACGAUGGAAAUACUCCUCUACUUCUUUCUGUCGAAUUUCGAAUGUGGGAUAUUGUCAAUAUGUUGAUUGAUCAAUAUUCAGCAGAUUGCAAAACUGCCAAUAAGUAUGGAAAAAGUGUCAUCCAUUUGGUGGCCCAAAUCGGAAAUAAGAAAAUUUUAAAGACUCUUAUAGAUAACUGUUUGGUUGAUAUUAAUGUCCAAGACAACGAUGGAAAUACUCCUCUCCUUCUUGCUGCUAAAUUUCGUAAGUGGGGAAUGGUCAAUAUGUUGAUUGGCAAAUAUUCGGCAGACUACAAAACUGCCAAUAAAUAUGGAAAAAGUCUUAUUCAUUCGGUGGUCCAAUGCGGUAGUAAGGAAAUGUUAAAGAUACUUAUAGAUGACUAUUCGGUUGAUAUCAAUGUGCAAGACAACGAUGGAAAUACUCCUCUCCUUCUUGCUGCCGAAUCAAAUGCGUGGGUUGUGGUCAAUAUUUUGAUUGGCAGAUAUUCAGUAGACUACAAAACUGCCAAUAAAUAUGGAAAAAGUCUUAUUCAUUUGGCAGCCCAAGGUGGUAAGAAGGAAAUUGUAAAAAUGCUUAUGAAUGACCAUGAGGCUAAUGUAAAUACGCAAGAUAACGAUGGAAAUACUCCUCUGUUGCUUGCUGCCGAAUUUCGCAUGUGGGAUAUUGUCAAUAUGCUGAUUGUUGAAUAUUCAGCAGACUGCAAAACUGCUAAUAAGUAUGGAAAAAGUGUCAUCCAUGUGGCGGCCCAAAUCGGAAAUAAGAAAAUUGUAGGAAUGCUUAUGGAAGAUUGUGAGGCUGAAGUCAAUACGCAAGAUAACGAUGGAAAUACCCCUCUACUUCUUGCUGCCGAAUUUCGUAUGUGGGAUAUUGUCAAUAUGUUGAUUGACAAAUAUUCAGCAGAUUUCAAAACUGCAAAUAAAUAUGGAAAAACUCUCAUCCAUUUGGCGGUUCAAAACGGUAAUAAGGAAAUAUUAAAAGUUCUGAUAGACGACCUGUUGUUCGAUGUCAAAGCGCAGGACAAAGAAGGAAAAACACCUCUUCAUUAUGCUGUCGCUAGAUUCCAGUGGAUUUAUCCUGAUGUCUUUGAAGAUAUGCUGAAGAUGCUGUCAGAUGAAUUUGUGGCUGUGCAAGACAAUACCCCGCUUCAUUUUGCUGCCACGCACUUUAAAUGGGAAACGGUUCAAAUGUUUACUAAGAAAUGUACUGCAAACACCAAAAUUUCCAACGUAAGCGGACGAAAAGUCAUCUGUUUUGAGGACGAAGAAGGUAACAAGGAAAUUGUAAAGAUGCUUAUAGAUGACUACGCGGCUUAUGUCAAUGCGCAAGACAACGAUGGAAAUACUCCUCUUCAUCUUGCUGCCAUAAAUAAAAAGUGGGGGAUGGUUGAAAUGUUAAUUGAUAGAUAUAACGCUGACUACAGAAUUGCCAAUAAACAAGGAACAACUCUCAUCCAUUUGGCAGCCGAAACAGAUAACAAGCAAAUUGUAAAGAUGCUUUUUCAUGACGAGGUGGCUGAUGUCAAUAUGCAAGACGAGAAAGGAAAAACUCCACUCUAAUUGGUGUGACAAAGCUCCUGAAUGGUCAAGUAGAUUGUCUGGAAAUACUGGUGCAACUGGACUUGAUUACGACCAGUGAAUCAAAAUUCAACCAUCGCGCAACAAUAAUGACAAUGUCGCAACCUGUAUUUGUUGCGACAAACAAACCCAUGCGACAUAAGUUUGUCCCAACUUGAAAAUAAUAGGAUUAACAUCGUACACCACGAGUUUAGAGAUUUUCAAGCCUUGCAUUGCGAUUUUCGAACGGUAACUUCGAGUCGGUAAACACUGCAGCUCUGGUGAAGCUCUAUCAUCAAACAGUUUCGACUUUGGGUUAGCAAUAAUUGAUUAUUCACGAGUUGAAAAGUACGCAACAAAUUCAGCUUCCGUUUUGUCUGCAACAAAAAAUUUCGAGAUCAUGUCAUUAUCUGUUACCAGUAGGGAUAAUGAGUAAUCGUCGCACCUUCUUUGUUGCUUGUUUUGUGCCUCUUUUGUCUGACAAUUCUCUUCACUGAUUACGACUCAAAUUUGAUUUGGUAAAACGAAAUAUUUUGCAUGAGUCGUUAAUUUAGAUGUUAAUUGACCAAUCUACCUUUUGAUUGCUUAAAAAAUAUUUCCAUGCUUAAUGGCUUGCACUCAAAAAACGCUCAAAAUCGCAUAUUUUGCCCUAUAAAUUGAGGUAUAGCUCAAAACUGUGACGUGCCAGAGCAAAUCGGAUACUGGUUCAGCGGCCCAAAAUCUGUCAGAGACACAUAAGUUUGCUCUUGAGACAAAAAAAAAGUUGCGCUGUGUCAUCGAGCAAACUUAAAUUCCAUUUCUACUACGUUUAAUCACCGCAUGACUUUAUCAUUAUUAACUUCAAUUGGCUUUUUUCGAUGAUAUGGAUACUACUCGAGAAGAAGGGAGUAAGGAAAGCAAUGAAAGAAUACGGUGGAUAUAUACACUGAGGAUACUGUACGUAUGGUUUUCAUAGUUUACAUCUUAUGAAUCAGUUAUUUUUAUUUUUUCAUCAUUUCAUAGUUCUCGUACACUGAGGAUACCGCAACUCCGAAAAUCAUACGAACCAACUAUGAUUUUUUGCCAUAAGAAUUUCUUGCGAAAAUCAUAGUUACAAACUAUGAUUUUGGAUUCAAAGCGCCAACUAUUAUUGUCAUACUGUUACUGUAUGUAUUUCAUAGCUCUCAUGUAUGAAAAUCAUACCGAUAACGUAUAAAAAUUGAAAUUAUGUCUUAUGACUAUCAUACAUAUUUUUAUGAAAUAUUCCGCAUAAACUAAAAAAAAUCGCAACCUGGAAUCGAACCAGGAACGCUAAGAUUAGAGAGCGCGUGCUUUACUCAUGCGACCAUCGACACUUCGAAAGCUGCAGUGGUUAGAAGCCAACAAAAGGUUUUGUUGUUUUUUGGCAAUGGCAUUUCAUAAUACAUCUUAUGAUUUUCAUACGAAACUUCUUAUGAUGUUUUUCAUACGACAAGUCUUAUGAAUUUCGCUGCUCAGUGUAUGAAAAGCAUACGAGAACUAUGAAAUGAUGAAAAAAAUAAAAAUAACUGAUUCAUAAGAUGUAAACUAUGAAAACCAUACGUACAGUAUCCUCAGUGUGUAUAAUUGGAAUAUUGACAUUUUCUCAAACCAACUUCCGUCUUUUUACAUUAUUGCCUUAGAUAAAAAAAUAGAAACUUUUAUCACGCGAUUUCAAGUAAUUCAGUUCUAAUUGUGUUUACAAUUAUAUGUGGUAAUUAGCAUGGGACAGUAAGAAGACAGGAGUGAAGUACAUUUUAUGAAUUCCAGGCCCCAUACCAACUUUAUAAAAUUUCAGCUCAAACGGAGAAACUAUAUUUUAGCGCCAGCCGUUUUAAGUUUUCAUUCGAUUUACUAUGAGGAAUAUCACUUUAUCAAAGAAAAAUCGUCACAAGUUCCCCCUAAGCCCCUACGAAUAAUUCGAUAAAUGAUAUCUGUUGAAACUUCUACAAGUAACCAACCCACCGAAGACCGCAAACCGAUCAAAGACAUGUGGAAAAAGUUAUUGACUAAAAACCGAAUGGCAUGGCAACGCUGUUUAACAUGUAAGGAAUAACAAAAAAAUAAUAAAAACUCAUAAAUUUAUCGAUCGGAUAAGGCUCAAAAACUUUAUCCACAAACGUCACAUCGCUUUGCGGUCUUUUUCUUCGAAUAAGUAAAUUUUCCCCACACUAAAUCGUAUAAAAAUUUCAAAAAUGGCUGGAGCUAAAAUAUAUUGUUUUUGAUCGAGCUAAAAUUUUGCAUAGUUGAUAUGGGGGAAAAUGGAACUAAAAAAGUAUUCAGGAACGAGAGUUUUCCCAUUUUUUAUUGUGUCCCAUAUAACCGUGUCCCAGACUAGUGGUUAUAUAGUUAGGAUCAGGAUAAUAAGAUGUAACGUACUUUUUUCACCAUUUUAUAAUGUAUGUCAAUAAACAUGUAUUCAUGAUAAA